GACCAGAAUGUGCGGGAGCUGGCUGGGGAGACUGGCCAGGGCCAGAGCUGUAGUAACCUGGCAGAGAGAGUCAGCCUGGCAGCGGAGGGACCUAAGGAUCAGGUGUGGCCCUGGAGACUGAUGGUCAGGGCUGGACCUACCUGGGCCAAGGUCCUGCUCUCCAGCUCUUCCACUAUCUGGUUGCUGGGUGGAGGUCUGACCUGGGGACCUAGGGUGAAAAGGUUGCUAGUCUGACAGGGGGGCAGGGGCAGGGGGCAGUCAUACCACGUGACCACUGCUGUGAGCCCACCAGGCCCACUGCCUAAGAGAGCAUGAGUGAGCAGGAGAGGGAGACAGAGGAGGAUGAGGGAGAGGGCACUUCAGACACAGCACCCAUGCUGCCCGGAAGUCUUGCUGACCGCCAGACCUCUGCACGGAUGUCCCCAGGGUGGGCCGCCCAAGGCCUAGGGACCCUGCUGCUGUCAGGCCGGGCCCUGGCAGGGCUCCUGCUCCACCUUCUGCUUCCUGCAACUGUGUUCCUGCUGGUGCUGCUGCCAGCAGCCACCAUCGUCUACCUGGGAUUCCUGUGCCACUCGAGGGUCCACCCGGCGCCCCGCCCCGCGUGCCGUGCCCUGCUCUCGGACCGCGGAUCGGCAGCGCUCAUCGUAUUGGGCUUCCUCUCGCUGCCUCCGCUGCUGGUGCUCGCCUCUGCCGCCCGCGCCCGCUUGGCCCGACGCCUCCGCGCGCUGCUGCCACCCCCAACUAGGGGUCCCAGACCCCGCGGUCAUUCGGUGUCCAGCGACUGGGGAUGCACGCGAAGCCAUCCCAACGGGGAGGAGCAGCUCUGCGCCUGGGUGUGAUCCCGGAGAUCUCUCCAAAUCCCGGAGGCCCCCGAACUGUCCCCGUGUGCCCCAUCACGUGGCCCCAGGCUGGCGAACUUAGGGUCCAGGUCCUGGCCGGGCGCCGGAGCGCAGCCCAGCUUCCGUGCACAGCGCUCCCAGAGGCCGCGAGAGGGCACCGGACUCCCCCUGACCGGUCGGCCUUUCCCCUCCCUCACCCCGGCCCCGAAGUCCCCGCAGUUGCAGAGAAGCUGGGACGCCCCAGGGAGGAGGCAGCUGGCUCUCCGAGAAGGCGCGCGUGGCCAGACUCCUGAAAGGGCGGUUUUCUGACAUCUGCCACUGAGGCUGCCCCGGGCCCCCGUCUGUGCACAAAGGGCAGUCCUUGCGUGCCCGCUGUCUAGUCCGUCAGCGGGCCUCCAGCGAGUCCCAGAAGUGAUCGGAGUUGCCCGGGAGGCUUCCACACCCGUGGUUCCCCAAGUUCAGCGGCGGCCACAGCGCCGGGGCUUUCAGGGCUCAGGGCUUGCGUUUGGCGUAAAGGACACGUUUAGGAUCUUUGCUGUCUUUCACGGUUUGUGCUUUCAGGCAUCGUUCUGAUUGUGGCUCUGCUCUUAUUUCUCCCUUUGGUACCCGCUGUUUCCCGUUUCUGAGGAUUCACAUCGUUCCUCGGUCCUGGAAAAUUCUCAAACAUUUUUUUCUUCAAUCCUGCCUCAUUCACUGCACAUACUCUUCCUUGGGGAACACCCAUUACACGACUGCUUCCCAUUUUCCUUUUACCUGUCAUUGUCACUUCAUUUCUCCUCUGUGUUUUCCACGGGGCCAUGGGUGUGGCUGUGGCCAAAUAAAUAAAUAAUUCCGCUAUCAUA
Molecule: messenger RNA, 1681 nt
Organism: Sus scrofa (pig)
Lineage: Eukaryota; Metazoa; Chordata; Mammalia; Artiodactyla; Suidae
Gene: TMEM278
Product: transmembrane protein 88B
Biological process (GO): negative regulation of canonical Wnt signaling pathway
Cellular component (GO): plasma membrane
Molecular function (GO): PDZ domain binding
Source: RefSeq, a predicted model, not a curated record